AUGACAUCGCCUUUGCUUCCACCGAGAAGCCGAAAGAGGUUGGAUGAAUCUAUACCACCCAUCAUAAGACCUCUUAUUCGGGCCUAUGUCUUAGGCUACGCUUCUACCGUUACACCAAGGCUCCUCACGUUGAUUCUCAAGCAUGUAACUAGAAGCCGGAGGGACAAGGGUGCUGUCAUUGUCACGCAGCCCCACGACUCCUUCAUUUCAUCCCUGCAACGUAUCGUUCGUGGGGGGCUAGAACUUCAAAGAUUUCCAACUUUCUGUGCAGCACUCGUAGGCGGAACUACGCUACUAGAGGCAAGAUCUCCCAUGAUUACCCUAUAUAUGCUCGAUGCUCGAUUCGAAACGUAUAGUCGGUGCUACCCCGAGAGCGUAAAGCUAACAUACCUAUCUAUUGAAGGUUUUGCUGAGCUUGCGAGUUGGUUGUCGACUUUCAUUGCAGCCUGGCUCAGUCUCAGGCUACUGCAGUCAAAGAAGAGCGAUGGUUUCUCAAAGACGGUCACUGUCGAUUCAGACGACCCGCAAUGCGCCAAGCAGGAAACGGUGCAUUAUGCUGGACGAACUUUAGACCUGACCUUGUUCGCCGUAACCAGAGCUCUUGAUGUGAUUGUCAGUGAGGUAUGGACCCGGAGAGGACAGCGUAGGGUCACCACCGGCAAAUGGACCUGGGCCGAGUCCUUGGUAUCUAAGUUGGCUGACCCUACUAUCUUCGCCACGUCUUCCGCCCUUAUCAUGUGGGCAUGGUUUUACUAUCCUUCGCAGCUACCCAAGGCAUAUACAAAAUGGAUUAGCUCGGCCGCGGCGAUAGACUUACGCCUUAUUGAAGCACUCAAGCGUUGCCGCAACGGGGAGCUCCGAUACGGCGAGGAGACGGGUCAAGCGCCGCUGCUCCAAUCGAUGUGUGAGGACUACAGAUGGCCACUGGCGUGGGGCGAUCCCGUCCAAUCCAUCCCAUUUCCGUGCCACCUGGUGCACAUGCGUUACGGGGUGUCCUGCGAAUACAACGCUCUGUCGCGAUUCUUCCGAUCUUUCAAGUGGGCCAUGACUACGUAUCUACCCCUGAACCUGCUAGCCAGGAAGAAAAACCUCAAGGGAGUUAAAAUGGCGUUCCUGUCCGCAGCACGCUCCUCGUCGUUCCUAGCCACGUUCAUCGCCCUUUUCUACUACGGCGUGUGUCUGGCGCGGACGAGGCUCGGCCCGCACGUCGUCGGGAAGGACACGAGAUCCAGACAGACUAUCGACCAGGGCCUGUGCAUCGGCGUCGGCUGUUUCCUAUGCGGAUGGAGCGUCCUUGUGGAGAAGGCGGCGCGCAGGAAAGAGCUGGCGCUCUUCGUCGCGCCCAGGGCUAUGGCGACGCUUCUGCCUAGACGAUACUCCCUCGACAAGCAAUGGAGGGAGACGUUCGUGUUCGCCUUUAGCACGGCGGUGGUGUUUACUUGCGUUAAAGAGAAUCGGGGAAGGGUCCGCGGUAUGUUCGGUAGGCUUCUGGGAGCUGUUUUGGAACCGUAGAUAUACCCAGGCACUUGGCUGCUUUUCUUCUUCCGUCCAAGUCAGACAUUUAUUUAUAUGUCUGACCUUUGGAAUACACCCCCCCUUUGUGUUUUACUGAUCUACCCCUGAUGUUCUACUAUAAUCCGGCCGAAGAAGCGGUGCGUUUUUAAAGAGAUGUUGCAUUUAGACAAGGGUGGGAAGGGCAUCAAGCGGGAUAUACAAAUAGGGGUUUGAAAAGGGAGUGUUGAAUGGUGCAUUCCGAGGUAAUGUAAAUACCAUAAUUGUGUUUAGUUAAUCAUGUCUGGAUAGGAGAUUCGCUGGGAGGAGUGAUCGUCGGAAGAGAGAAGAGGAGAGGAGAUGAGAGGAGAGAGGAGAGGAGAUGAGAGGAGAUGAGAAAGCAAUCGAGCUGGGCUUGUCAUUGUUUAUAUAUAAUAACUAAUGAUUAAUGAAGGACUUUGAAGUCUAUAAAGCCUGAC
This is a messenger RNA of Daldinia caldariorum, 1970 nucleotides long. RefSeq lists its product as uncharacterized. The coding region runs from base 1 to 1512 and encodes 503 amino acids. The transcript is spliced from 3 exons. The record is from RefSeq and is a predicted model, not a curated record. Lineage: Eukaryota; Fungi; Ascomycota; Sordariomycetes; Xylariales; Hypoxylaceae.